AUGAGGAGCCCUCCCCCCGCACUGACCAAGAGCUGCCGGGGCCAAAUCCUGGGGGGCCGGCGUUUGUGGGAAGGGUCAGCGGUGCAGAGCAAGCUGGCUUUGGCUUGUACCCAGCGGGUGCCUGAAGGGUCCCAAAGAAAUGCCUUUGCAUCCUCGGGGCCACCUGUGGAUCCAUCCCCUGCCGGCAGCUCCCGCCUGGGUCAAGGGGGCGCUGAGCUCAUCCGGUGA
Rangifer tarandus platyrhynchus (Svalbard reindeer) is the source of this 228-nucleotide messenger RNA. The record is from the annotation of a GenBank genome assembly. NCBI's taxonomy places the organism in Eukaryota, Metazoa, Chordata, Mammalia, Artiodactyla, Cervidae.